Messenger RNA from Choloepus didactylus (southern two-toed sloth), 6873 nucleotides. It is a transcript of the gene NALCN, whose product is annotated as sodium leak channel, non-selective. Gene Ontology annotation, molecular function: monoatomic cation channel activity. The record is from RefSeq and is a predicted model, not a curated record. Lineage: Eukaryota; Metazoa; Chordata; Mammalia; Pilosa; Megalonychidae. Gene Ontology annotation, biological process: transmembrane transport; monoatomic ion transport. Gene Ontology annotation, cellular component: membrane. Bases 166 to 5385 code for a protein of 1739 amino acids. The transcript is spliced from 44 exons.
UGCGGGUGUCUCCGCCCGGGUGUGGGUGCCGCGCCUCUGACUGAGCCUGCCCGCCGCGCCGCCCGGUGUCGCCGCUGCCGCCGCCGCAUCCCGCGGUCACCAUGACCGUGAUGAGCAUUAGGGCUACAGACUGUUGUGUACUUGCUAGACAAAGCUAACUUCAGCAUGCUCAAGAGGAAGCAGAGUUCCAGGGUGGAAGCCCAGCCAGUUACUGACUUUGGUCCUGAUGAGUCUCUCUCAGACAACGCUGACAUACUCUGGAUUAACAAGCCAUGGGUUCACUCUUUGCUGCGCAUCUGUGCCAUCAUCAGCGUCAUUUCGGUUUGUAUGAACACACCAAUGACGUUUGAACACUACCCUCCUCUCCAGUACUUGACUUUCACUCUGGAUACUUUACUAAUGUUUCUCUACACGGCGGAGAUGAUAGCAAAAAUGCACAUCCGUGGUAUUGUCAAGGGGGAUAGUUCCUAUGUGAAAGAUCGCUGGUGCGUUUUUGAUGGAUUUAUGGUCUUUUGCAUUUGGGUUUCGUUGGUGUUACAGGUAUUUGAAAUUGCUGAUAUAGUUGACCAGAUGUCACCUUGGGGCAUGUUACGGAUCCCACGACCGCUAAUUAUGAUCCGAGCAUUCCGGAUCUAUUUCCGAUUUGAGCUGCCAAGAACAAGAAUUACAAAUAUUUUAAAGCGAUCAGGAGAACAAAUAUGGAGUGUUUCAAUUUUCCUACUUUUCUUUCUGCUUCUUUAUGGAAUUUUAGGAGUUCAGAUGUUUGGAACAUUCACCUAUCACUGUGUAGUAAAUGACACUAAACCAGGAAAUGUAACCUGGAAUAGUUUAGCUAUCCCAGAUACACACUGCUCACCAGAACUAGAAGAAGGCUACCAGUGCCCACCAGGAUUUAAAUGCAUGGACCUCGAAGAUCUGGGACUUAGCAGGCAAGAGCUGGGCUACAGUGGCUUUAAUGAGAUAGGCACCAGUAUCUUCACAGUCUAUGAGGCCGCCUCCCAGGAAGGCUGGGUGUUCCUCAUGUACAGAGCAAUUGACAGCUUUCCCCGUUGGCGUUCCUACUUCUAUUUCAUCACUUUAAUUUUCUUCCUUGCCUGGCUUGUUAAGAAUGUGUUUAUUGCUGUCAUCAUUGAAACAUUUGCGGAAAUCAGAGUACAGUUUCAACAAAUGUGGGGAUCAAGAAGCAGCACUACUUCCACAGCCACCACGCAGAUGUUUCAUGAAGAUGCUGCUGGUGGGUGGCAGCUGGUAGCCGUGGAUGUCAACAAGCCCCAGGGACGCGCUCCAGCUUGCCUCCAGAAAAUGAUGCGGUCCUCAGUUUUCCACAUGUUUAUCCUGAGCAUGGUAACCGUGGACGUGAUUGUGGCUGCUAGCAACUAUUACAAAGGAGAAAACUUCCGACGGCAAUACGACGAGUUCUAUCUGGCAGAGGUGGCUUUUACAGUUCUUUUUGAUUUGGAAGCACUUCUCAAGAUCUGGUGUUUGGGGUUUACUGGAUAUAUUAGCUCAUCUCUCCACAAAUUUGAGCUGCUACUCGUAAUUGGAACUACUCUUCAUGUGUAUCCAGAUCUUUAUCAUUCUCAAUUCACAUACUUUCAGGUUCUUCGGGUAGUUCGGCUUAUUAAGAUUUCACCUGCAUUAGAAGACUUUGUGUAUAAGAUAUUUGGUCCUGGAAAAAAGCUUGGGAGUUUGGUCGUGUUUACUGCCAGCCUCUUGAUUGUUAUGUCAGCAAUUAGCUUGCAGAUGUUCUGCUUUGUCGAAGAACUGGACAGAUUUACAACAUUUCCAAGGGCAUUUAUGUCCAUGUUCCAGAUCCUUACCCAGGAAGGAUGGGUAGACGUAAUGGACCAAACUCUAAAUGCUGUGGGACAUAUGUGGGCACCUGUGGUUGCAAUCUAUUUCAUUCUCUAUCAUCUUUUUGCCACUCUGAUCCUCCUGAGUUUGUUUGUUGCUGUUAUUUUGGACAACUUAGAACUUGAUGAAGAUCUAAAGAAGCUUAAACAAUUAAAGCAAAGUGAAGCAAAUGCAGACACCAAAGAAAAGCUCCCUUUGCGGCUGCGAAUCUUUGAAAAAUUUCCAAACAGACCACAAAUGGUGAAAAUCUCAAAGCUUCCUUCAGAUUUUACAGUCCCUAAAAUCAGGGAAAGUUUUAUGAAGCAAUUUAUUGAUCGCCAGCAACAGGACACUUGCUGCCUCUUAAGAAGCCUCCCUUCAGCUUCCUCCUCAUCGUGUGAUCACUCCAAACGGUCUGCAAUUGAAGACAACAAAUACAUUGAUCAAAAACUUCGCAAGUCUGUUUUCAGCAUCAGGGCAAGGAACCUUCUGGAAAAAGAGACUGCAGUCACUAAAAUCUUAAGAGCUUGCACUCGACAGCGCAUGCUGAGCGGAUCAUUCGAGGGACAACCGGCAAAGGAAAGGUCAAUUCUCAGUGUGCAGCAUCACAUCCGCCAGGAGCGCAGGUCACUAAGACACGGUUCUAACAGCCAGAGGAUCAGCAGGGGGAAAUCUCUUGAAACUUUGACUCAAGAUCACUCCAAUACAGUGAGAUAUAGAAAUGCACAGAGAGAAGACAGUGAAAUAAAGAUGAUCCAGGAAAAAAAGGAACAAGCAGAAAUGAAAAGGAAGGUGCAAGAAGAGGAACUGAGAGAGAACCAUCCGUACUUUGAUAAGCCACUUUUCAUAGUUGGACGUGAGCACAGGUUCAGAAACUUUUGCCGGGUAGUGGUCCGAGCACGCUUCAACGUAUCUAAAACGGAUCCUGUCACAGGAGCUGUGAAAAAUACAAAGUACCAUCAACUUUAUGAUUUGCUGGGAUUGGUCACUUACCUGGACUGGGUCAUGAUUAUUGUGACCAUCUGCUCCUGCAUUUCCAUGAUGUUUGAAUCACCCUUUCGAAGAGUCAUGCACACAGCUACUUUGCAGAUUGCUGAGUAUGUGUUUGUGAUAUUCAUGAGCAUUGAGCUUAACCUGAAGAUUAUGGCAGAUGGCUUAUUUUUCACUCCAACUGCUGUCAUCAGGGAUUUUGGUGGCGUAAUGGACAUAUUUAUAUAUCUUGUGAGCCUGAUAUUUCUUUGUUGGAUGCCUCAAAAUGUGCCUGCUGAGUCAGGCGCUCAACUCCUAAUGGUUCUUCGGUGCCUUAGACCUCUGCGGAUAUUCAAACUGGUGCCCCAGAUGAGGAAAGUUGUUCGAGAACUUUUCAGUGGCUUCAAGGAAAUUUUUUUGGUCUCUAUUCUUUUGCUGACAUUAAUGCUUGUUUUUGCAAGCUUUGGAGUUCAGCUUUUUGCUGGAAAAUUGGCAAAGUGCAACGAUCCCAACAUUAUUAGAAGGGAAGACUGUAAUGGCAUAUUCAGAAUUAAUGUAAGUGUGUCCAAGAACUUAAAUUUAAAAUUAAGACCUGGAGAGAAAAAGCCUGGAUUUUGGGUGCCCCGUGUUUGGGCAAAUCCCCGGAACUUUAAUUUUGACAAUGUGGGAAAUGCUAUGUUGGCAUUGUUUGAAGUUCUCUCCUUGAAAGGCUGGGUGGAAGUGAGGGAUGUUAUUAUUCAUCGUGUGGGGCCGAUCCAUGGAAUCUAUAUUCAUGUUUUUGUUUUCCUGGGUUGCAUGAUUGGACUGACCCUUUUUGUUGGAGUAGUUAUUGCUAAUUUCAAUGAAAACAAGGGGACGGCUUUGCUGACUGUAGAUCAGAGAAGAUGGGAAGAUCUGAAGAGCAGACUGAAGAUUGCACAGCCUCUUCAUCUCCCACCUCGUCCGGAUAAUGAUGGUUUUAGAGCUAAAAUGUAUGACAUAACCCAGCACCCAUUUUUCAAGAGGACAAUUGCAUUACUUGUUCUGGCCCAGUCAGUGCUGCUAUCCGUAAAGUGGGACGUCGAAGAUCCAGUGACCGUUCCUCUGGCAACAAUGUCGGUUGUUUUCACCUUCAUCUUUGUUCUGGAGGUUACAAUGAAGAUCAUAGCAAUGUCACCUGCUGGCUUCUGGCAAAGCCGAAGAAAUCGAUACGAUCUCCUGGUGACGUCGCUGGGCGUUGUAUGGGUGGUGCUUCACUUUGCCCUCCUGAAUGCAUAUACGUACAUGAUGGGCGCUUGUGUGAUUGUCUUUAGAUUUUUCUCUAUCUGUGGGAAACAUGUGACCUUAAAAAUGCUGCUUCUGACAGUGGUGGUCAGCAUGUACAAAAGCUUCUUCAUCAUAGUGGGAAUGUUCCUGUUGCUGCUGUGUUAUGCUUUUGCCGGAGUUGUUUUAUUUGGGACUGUGAAAUACGGAGAGAACAUCAACAGGCAUGCAAAUUUUUCUUCAGCUGGCAAAGCUAUCACCGUUCUGUUCCGCAUUGUCACAGGGGAAGACUGGAACAAGAUCAUGCAUGACUGUAUGGUUCAGCCUCCCUUUUGUACUCCAGAUGAAUUUACAUACUGGGCAACAGAUUGUGGAAAUUAUGCUGGGGCACUUAUGUAUUUCUGUUCAUUUUAUGUCAUCAUUGCCUACAUCAUGUUAAAUCUGCUUGUAGCCAUAAUUGUGGAGAAUUUCUCCUUGUUUUAUUCCACUGAAGAGGACCAACUUCUAAGUUAUAAUGAUCUUCGCCACUUUCAAAUCAUAUGGAAUAUGGUGGAUGAUAAAAGAGAGGGGGUGAUUCCCACAUUCCGCGUGAAGUUCCUGCUGAGGCUGCUGCGUGGGAGGCUGGAGGUGGACCUUGACAAGGACAAACUUUUGUUUAAGCACAUGUGCUAUGAGAUGGAGAGGCUGCAUAAUGGUGGCGAUGUCACUUUCCAUGAUGUUCUGAGUAUGCUUUCAUACCGAUCAGUUGACAUCCGGAAAAGUUUGCAGUUGGAGGAGCUCCUUGCAAGGGAGCAACUGGAGUACACCAUAGAGGAGGAAGUAGCCAAGCAGACCAUUCGCAUGUGGCUGAAAAAGUGCUUAAAACGCAUCAGAGCCAAGCAGCAGCAGUCCUGCAGCAUCAUCCACAGCCUGAGGGAGAGUCAACAGCAAGAGCUGAGCCGGUUUCUGAAUCCCCCCAGCAUCGAGACCACCCAGCCCAGUGAGGACAUGAACGCCAACAGUCAGGAGAACAACAUGCAGCCCGAGCAGACAAGCAGCCAGCAGCAGCUCCUGAGCCCCACCCUGUCGGACAGAGGGGGCAGUCGGCAAGACUCAGCGGACGCAGGGAAGCCCCAGAGGAAGUUUGGGCAGUGGCGCUUGCCCUCAGCACCAAAACCAAUAAGCCAUUCAGUAUCCUCCGUCAACUUACGGUUUGGGGGGCGGACAACAAUGAAAUCUGUAGUGUGCAAAAUGAACCCCAUGACUGAUGCAACUUCCUGUGGUUCCGAAGUUAAGAAGUGGUGGACUCGACAGCUGACCGUGGAGAGCGACGAAAGUGGAGAUGACCUUCUGGAUAUUUAGGUGGAAUCCAAUGCAGACGAAAAUCUAAUGAUGAAAACUCUUUUCUGAUCAUUUCCUUGAUUGUCUAGUGAAAAAUUUGUAAUUUAUAUAUCAUUUAAUUCAACGUUUCACUUUGAAUUGAUUUUUGUCCUGCCAUAGGAAGGCAUAUAAAAACUGGUGUGUCAAAGCUGUGUAUAUAAUGGUUUAUUAUCAUGUGUUCAAGAAAAUUUGUAUAAUGGCAGUAUUGAUAACAUUAGAAGCUAUAUCAACAGCAGAUGUAGAUCAUUUAAAAAUUUCAUAUAUUCCAUUUCUAUAAACUAAGGUGUAUUAUUCAUAUGUGCUCUUAUGUAUUAUCACCCCUCCUCCAAAAGUGUGACACCCAUAGUGGCUAUUCAUAGUACAGAGCUAUAGCUUUAGUUUGUGUUUUUCCCAGUUCAACUAGAAAUACUUCUAUUGGGAGAAUUUAAUAUUUAUGAUUGAUCUGAAAAGGUCAGCACUGAGCUCAUGCUAACAUGAUAGCAGUUUUACAAACUACAGAUACCGAAUUUUAAAAAGUGUAUUCUUUUUCUUAUGUUAUUUUUUUUAAAUAUGCACAAGAUAUUUAGUGAACAGAACAAGUCUAUUUCUGGCCUUAGUCCCCCUAAUGAAACUAUUGCUUGCUUCCAAGAGAGUUAUGUUUUCAGGUACUAGGCGAAGAAUUUGCCCCAAGGAGCUAACUAGCUAAAAACAAACCUGUAGAUGGGUCACUUGGAGACAUGGUUAUGCAAAAGUGUUGAGUUUCUUUGAAAGCCUUUUAAAUAACUGAGUUUAGCAUCAACAGUAAACUCUACAUGAUUCAAUUUAUGAAAAAAUAAUCUCUGUGUGUAUGAUGUUAUCACUGGCCUCACUUCUUACCCAGGUAAUGUUCGUUUGGUCAUAAUCAGCAGAGGGAUUGUCAAUUGAUUCCUACACACCAUUGCUAUGUUUAAUUCAAAGUGACUCUCCUGCUACCAGAAUUUCCUAUGGAAAUAAUGGUACCCUGCAAAAUCUCACUCUGAACUCAGUUUAGGUAUCUUUCAACAUAAACUGUAUAUGUUUUACGCAUCAGUGGUCCACAUCCUCUGGGAAAAUGAGAAAUGUAAAAUGAUUAUAGUAAUGUUGGGCCUCUUAUGCUGGAUCAACAAAGUGGAAGUGAGUUUGGACCUUCAAAUACAUUUUAUUCUUGGUUGGAGAUUUGCUGUUUAGAUUAUUUUAAAAUUGAGAGAUUAUCUCAGAAUCCUUUGCCUCCAGGAUACUUUAUGAUCUCUUUUCACUAUUUAAAAUUCUUAAAAUAGCCAAAUUCACCAUUCUUUCUGUAUAACAAAUGUGACAUUGUGGUGACAUUCAAUUGUUUAUAGGAUUAAUUGUGACUAUGAGAUAAUGGGAAAUUAAAGUCAGUGUGGCUGAAAGGAUUUUAUUUGCUUUUAUGUUCAUUUGGAGUUUAUCUUUUGUACAUAAGAAAAUUAAAUAAAUAUUGAAUUUGUAAAAGAA